Molecule: messenger RNA, 1971 nt
Organism: Symbiodinium pilosum
Lineage: Eukaryota; Dinophyceae; Suessiales; Symbiodiniaceae
Source: the annotation of a GenBank genome assembly
AUGAAAAACCACUGGUCCAUCACAAGGGUUGAAGGUGAAAAGCGUGAUGAGGCAUUUGCCUUUAUCGCGGCGCAGUUUGAACAACAUUUCGGUGCAAUUAUCAGCGAUGACAGCGAUGAGCUUUAUGCCAUUUAUAACAACUGUGGUGAGCUGGAUGCUGCAUUCGGCCUGAACCGGUGCCGGGAAAAAUUCUUCAGUAACCACUAUAUCGACAAUUUAAAUCUGCGUCUGCAGGACACCUUUCCUGACCUGCUAAGCACCGAUAAAACUGUCGAAUUUGUGCAUUUUUCAGUCCGCACGCCGCGUCUGGUUUGCCAGUUACUGCCCUGUCUGGCGGAGUUUCUGUCUAUGCAGACAGAGUUACUCGUCUGUACCGCAACCCGCGAACUGGCCGCGUUUUUCGAGCGCAAGGGCAUUGCCCCUCACAUUCUGGGUAAAGCAUCACUCCAGCAGCUUCCACCGAACCUGCAACACGGCUGGGGCAGCUACUACGAACACGCGCCAACCGUGCGGGCAGAAUCUAUGCUUAAAAAGAAACUACUUGCUCAUGUGCCCGCCAGCGCCUGCCUCAGCGACGGGCAUAACACCUGGUCGUUGACUGAUCUCAAAAGCGCAGCAACGAGCUGGAUUAACAAGCUGGACGAGCUUAACGUCCGGCGGGUAGCUUUCGAUCUACCCAACGGCUUCGACUGGGCUGCUCUGGACAUCGCUCUGCUGGAAUCUGACAGAGUUGCGAUACCUAUCCCAUCGUUUUUCAGCACAACCCAGCGCAAUCACACGUUAAAAGCCUCUGGUGCUGAGGUCAUGAUCACGCUGAGCGAAAGCGCAGCAGGCGCGCACUCGGGAACAGAGGUCGAUUUCAAACGUUUCGACAUCGCGCAUAGGUUUGAUGCUGAAGAUGUGGCACUACCCGCGGGAACUGCGCUGGUGACUUUCACGUCCGGCAGCACAGGUGAACCUAAAGGUGUCUGUCUUAGCGCAGAAACGUUACUGCAAACGGCCAACAGCCUGUAUGAGACGCUGAAAGAUCAGGAGAUACAGCAGCAUCUGUGUGUGUUACCCCUGACACUGCUGCUGGAGAACACCGCAGGCCUGUUUGCCAAUCUCCUCAACGGCAGCACUAUAUACGUGCCCGAUCUGGCUGAAAUUGGCGUUCAAGGCAGUAGCCAGGUGGACGUGGGCCAGUUCGUGAAGGGGAUUGAAACAUUUGGUCCGGACAGCAUCAUCGUUGUGCCUGCCCUUCUGCUUGCAAUCACCGCUUCAGCUGAAUUUGGCCUGGUGACCUUUAAACACUUUAAAUUUGUAGCCGUGGGCGGCGGCCGCGUGACCCCGGAACUGCUGCAUCGGGCCGCGCAGCAGAACAUUCCUGUUUAUGAGGGUUAUGGGUUAACCGAGUGCGGCAGCGUGAUCACACUCAAUACACCCACGGCACAGAAAAUCGGCAGCGUUGGAAGAUUGUUACCCCAUGUUAAAGCCUGCAUUGAAAACGAAGAGCUGAUUGUCACUCACCCACGCAUGCUGGGCAUCAUCGGUGACCUGGAUACAUGCACAAAGGUUGCAACCGGCGACCGUGUUGCCAUAGACGCAGACGGCUACGUGACCGUUUAUGGACGUCUUAAAAACACCUUCAUUACCGCCUACGGACGCAACGUGUCACCGGAAUGGGUUGAAAGCGAAUUGCAGAAUGAACUGUGUAUCAGCCACGCCGCGGUGUUUGGCGAAGCGGCGCAAAGCAACACAGCGCUGCUGUUGCCAAGAGGUGAGCCCACUGAUGCUGAACUCGACGCGGCGGUCAGCGCCAGCAAUCAGCGACUGCCUGACUACGCACAAGUCGGCGCAUGGUAUCGCGUGACUGCUGCAGACAUGAACAACUACAACGGUCUGACCAGCAACGGGCGCGUACGCCGACAGGCCUGGCAGGAUCUAUUCAACCACCUGACACAACCUGAAAAAAUUGGAGUCACCCUUUGA